CACGGCGGGGAGCGGCGGGCCGGGGGUGUCCCCCGCGGGGGGGGUCACCCCAGGGAUGUCCCGGAGGGCCGGGCGGUCACCGGGAGGAAUCCCCGGGGCUGUCGCUGUGGGAAGGAGGCCCGGGGGGCUUGUGCCGGGGCUGCGCUGGGGAGGCGGGCAGGGAGGCGGCCCCGCCUGACGCUGUGUCUCCCCAGGACAGCACCAUGGCCUCCCGAGGGGGUCCCCGCGCCGCCGGCACCGACGGCAGCGACUUCCAGCACCGGGAGCGCGUGGCCUCGCACUACCAAAUGAGCGUGACCCUCAAGUCGGAGAUCAAGAAGCUGAUCUACGCGCAUGUGGUCAUCUGGCUGCUGCUCCUGGCCCAGAUGGUCGUGGGGCACCUCAAGCUGCUGCCCCACGACCAGGUGGCCAUGCCCUACCAGUGGGAGUAUCCCUACCUGCUCAGCAUCCUGCCCUCCCUCCUGGGCCUCCUGUCCUUCCCCCGCAACAACAUCAGCUACCUGGUACUCUCCAUGAUCAGCACCGGCCUCUUCUCGGUGGCUCCCCUCAUCUACGGGGCCAUGGAGAUGUUCCCCAUGGCACAGCAGCUGUACCGCCACGGCAAAGCUUACCGCUUCAUCUUCGGCUUCUCGGCCGUCUCUGUCAUGUACCUGGUGGUGGUGGUGGCCGCGCAGGUGCAUGGCUGGCAACUCUACUACAGCAAGAAGCUGCUGGACUCCUGGUUCACUAGCACGCAGGAGAAGAAGAAGAAAUGAGUGGGGAUAGGUGGGCUCCGUGAGGUGCUGAAGCUCUGCAGCUCAGUCCUGUGGGGCAGCGCUGGCGCAGCUCCGGUGGGUGGGGGAUCCUAGGGGAGAAUGGGGUGGGCUGAGCCCCAUCACGGCCCCGGGCUCUCAUGCAAGGGGGAGACUCCCUAGGGCCGGGGCCGUGGAGGGUCCCUGGGGUGCGUGCCCGUUCCUCCGCGUGUUGCUCUGUGGAAAUAAAGCACCGUCCGCUCUCC
Messenger RNA from Prinia subflava (tawny-flanked prinia), 997 nucleotides. It is a transcript of the gene JAGN1, whose product is annotated as jagunal homolog 1. The record is from RefSeq and is a predicted model, not a curated record. The transcript has 2 exons. Gene Ontology annotation, biological process: vesicle-mediated transport; endoplasmic reticulum organization; granulocyte colony-stimulating factor signaling pathway. Gene Ontology annotation, cellular component: endoplasmic reticulum membrane. NCBI's taxonomy places the organism in Eukaryota, Metazoa, Chordata, Aves, Passeriformes, Cisticolidae. The coding region runs from base 204 to 755 and encodes 183 amino acids.